AUGAGUGUUGGUGGAAAAAGAAAGAGAGAUGAUGCUCCAAGUGAGGUCCGCAUUGCCUCUUACAACAAAGACCCAAACGUGGCUGUUGGUUCCUUUUUCAAUGGUUUCACAGCUUCUGAAGACACUGAAUUCCAACUAUAUCAAAAAAAACAUACAGAUGAUGAGUUUGUGUUCCAUGGUGAAAGUGAAAGAUUAGAUUAUAAUGGUUCAACUUUGGAAGAAGAUAGCAGUGGAUAUGCUGUUGCCGUUUAUGAUCCAGUGAACAAAUCCAUCGAUCUUUAUCAAGCUCCUGUUUUAUUAGGAUCAGUUACAUCAAAAGCUCAUAGAAAAUUGAAAGGACCAGCUGUUAAACAAAACAAUGUUCGUAAUAACAUUCAACGUAAUGCCUUGGGUGAAGCAUUUGGUACCAAAAAAGCUAAGAAAGCCAUUUCAGAUCUUGAAAGAAAUCGUAUUGAUUCUGAUAAAUUGGCUGAUGUUGAAACUGAUAUUGUUGAUACCGUUAAAGCCAGUACAGGCACAUUACCAACCAGAGAAGAACUUACUGAAACUGUUUUGAAUGACAGACCUACCCCGGCAUGUAACGCUGAUGCCACUAAUGUUGAAGACAUUUAUCCAGUUUACAAUAUAAUACCGAAAAGAGAACUUACAUUUAUUCGAGCUGGUCCUAUUUUGAGUGAAACAGACAACACUAAAAGAAUUGAAUUAUUACCAUACAAGAAUUCAGAAAUCAUUGCAAGUCAAUUAGCCACUAUCAACAGUGACAGCCAAUCUCAAAAAUUACAACUCAUCUAUUAUGCAUCAUUAUUAAUAGGUGUUUAUCAACAUAGACGUAUACAUAACAAAGUUGCAUUAACUUCAGAAUUAAACUCACCACCAGAAAUUUUGAUUGAUGGUAUUUUAGAAAGAUUCACCAUCUCUAGACCAGGUCAAUUUGGUCGUUCAAAAGAUCGUGGGUUCACCAUUGAUCCACAUAAUGAAGAUAAACUGUUAUGUUACCUAUUAGCCACUAUUCUCCAUAUCAAUAACUUCAUUGUUGAAGUCAGUCCAUUGGCUCAAGAACUCUCAUUGAAACCAUCUAGAUUAGUUGGUUUGUUCAAAGCAUUAGGGUGUGUCGUUAAAUCUGCCACUGUUGGUGAAGCUGAAGCUUUUGGUAUUCCAAAGUCUCAAGCUGCCUCAUACAAAAUCGCAUCCUUAAAAGUUCCUUUCAAGAUGCCACAAAUGACCAGAAGAGGAAGAAGAACAUGA
This is a messenger RNA of Hansenula anomala, 1245 nucleotides long. RefSeq names its product DNA-directed RNA polymerase I subunit RPA49 (gene RPA49). Gene Ontology annotation, molecular function: DNA binding. Gene Ontology annotation, biological process: transcription elongation by RNA polymerase I; nucleolar large rRNA transcription by RNA polymerase I; RNA polymerase I preinitiation complex assembly. Lineage: Eukaryota; Fungi; Ascomycota; Saccharomycetes; Phaffomycetales; Wickerhamomycetaceae. Gene Ontology annotation, cellular component: RNA polymerase I complex. The transcript has a single exon. The record is from RefSeq and is a predicted model, not a curated record. Bases 1 to 1245 code for a protein of 414 amino acids.